AGUCCGCAACGAAUAUGAUAAUUUUAGCGGAUUUCUCUAGGUAUUAAUAAUUUAAUUUCAAAAUUAUCUUAUCAAGUGAUAAAUAAUGCUUUUGCUUAUGUGAAAUUGCAAGUGUAUAGUUUAUAAACGAUUAUUGUGUGGCACUUUAUUCUUUGAGAAUGGAGGCCAACAGUGUUGUUCUAUGUGACAAUCUAAUCAAAUGGUUGCAGACUUUGAAUCUGAAUGCCAAACAUGGAAAUCCAACAGAGUUAUCAGAUGGUGUGGCAAUAGCAGAGGCGCUUACUCAAAUUGCACCCGAAUAUUUCUCAACUAAAUGGAAUUCAAAAAUUAAAACUGAUGUUGGUCAUAAUUGGAGACUGAAGGUUAGCAAUUUGAAGAAAAUAUUGGAAGGUGUUGUUGAUUACCAUCAAGAUAUCUUAAACCUAAGCCUACAGGAAUUUUCUAGGCCAGAUGUAGUAAACAUUGCCGAACAUGCUGAUCCAACAGAUUUGGGAAGACUAUUGCAACUAGUUCUCAGUUGUGCAGUCAACUGUAUUGAGAAAGAGGAAUACAUCACGCGAAUCAUGAAGUUGGAGUUUGCGUGCCAGCGGUCUAUAAUGCAAGCAAUACAAGAAUUGGAGAAUAUAACAUUGGGAACAAAUCGGAAUAGCGUACAUUCGGAGACAACGAAUGCAGAUCAAACGGAUGCUGAUAUGAGAGAAGCACUCGCACAAAGGUGCCAUGAACUCGAUACACAGGUGAAAAUUCUCCAAGAAGAGAAAAUGACGUUGCUAAGCGAAGUCAGCAGGCUGACUGCCGCAAGGGAGGCGGAAGGGUGUGACGCGAACGAUGCUAGGGAUCUGGAUGAAGCUGGUGCUUCUUUAGGCCCCGCGCACGCAGGCACGUUGCGCUACAGCAAAAUGCGUGCGCAAUUGGACGCGCUCAAGGAUGAACUAGAUAAGGUGGAGCUGCAGAGGGAUGAUCAGAGAGCGAGGGCAGACACUCUGGAGAGAGAGCUAGCUGUAACUAAGCUGAAGAACGAAGAGUUGCAGAUAGCGGCAUCAGAAAACGUGGCUCUAAAGGAUGAGUUGGACGCGCUACGAGAGACUGCUGCCAAAGCAGCCGCUCUUGAGGCCACCGUCGCUUCCUACAAGAAGAGAAUGGAAGAGCACGUCGAUUUGAGGCGACAGGUGAAACUAUUGGAGCGUGCCAACACGGAGCACGUGCAGCGCGCAAUCGAACACGAGCAAGCGGCCACGCGAGCGCACGCGCUCCGUGCUCAGCUGGACAUAUACAAGAAACAGGUAACAGACUUAAACGAGAAAUUGGACGCAGAGAUAACGAAGGCGGACAAGUUGGAGAUUGAGAACAAAAAGCUGAGCAGUAGUGCGGCGUCUUUGCAGCGCGAGCGCGAUACGUUGCUGCAUGAACGGGAGACAUUGCGGGAGACCGUCGACGAGCUUCGCUACUCUACUAUCACUACUGGCGCUAGUGAAGAUAACGUAUCGCGAGAGCUAACGCGGAACGAUUGUAAAGAACGUCUAAUAAGAUUGGAGCACGAGAACAAGUUAUUGCGGCAGAACCAGGGUGCGCAAGCCGACCAGGCGUCUGUACAGGCGAUGCUAGAGGAAUAUGCUUCGCGGCUGGAGACACAACGCGCGAAGAACAGAGAAGCGGCCGCGAGGAUAAUGCAGCUCGAAGCAUCGCUCGAGGCGCCGAACCCGAGGCUCACGUCCGCAAUCGAGGACAGUCAGAGGAAAUCGCUCCAAGUUGAGGAGUUACAAGCCACGUUAGCAGAAGAGAGAAGGCGUGUCAGCAAACUCCAAGAAACUCUCUCAGCGAGAGAAGCAGAGGUGUUGGCUACGGAAGAUAAGUACAAGAAAUGCGUUGAGAAAGCCAAGGAAGUGAUCAAGACCCUCGAUCCCAGGACAACUGGUCAACAGUCCAUGUCCGACACAACGUUGGGCUACUCGCGCAAUGCGGGCGCGGCCAGUGCGUCAAGAGCUGAAGCGGCGCCUACGAACAAUAACAGGCACGAGUGGAGUGGUAGCGGCAGUGGCAGUGGCAGCGAGGAAAGCGUACGCAGCGCGAAUGAGCAACGCCUGCUUGUCUCGGCAUGGUACCAGCUCGGGGCGAAGUGUCACCGAGACGCUGUCGAGUCGAGGUUCGCCAUACUGUCGGCAGGGCACUCGUUCCUUGCAAGGCAGAGGCGACAGGCGACGAGACCGAGGCCAGUUCCAAUGUCUCCCGCGGCGGCACCCUCCCAAUGACCGCCGACCCCAGGACGCCAGUUCCGCGUCUUCUACGAGAAUAUCUCCCACACAGUCGCUAUGGACGUUGAAAAAUUCUAAAUUUGUUUAAACAUAUAGCUUCGUGUUCUCGAGAAGGAAACUUGUUAACAUCGGAUUUUAUGGCCCUAAUUCUUUGACAUAUACUUUGUGACAUACAUCAAUAGCCUCUAGCUAAAAGCUCUCUCAAGGCAAACUGCUGCACUCUCUCCAUUAUAUUCCCUUGGUCGCCUCUUACGACACCAGUUGAAAGUGGGAUAGUGGCAACUGUAUUCUGAUCUGUCGUCACCACAUGGCACAUGUUUGACAUCAACUAAAAUGUAAAUAUUGUUACGUUCAAAACAUGUACGUUUACACACGCCACCAAGGACACAAAAAAAAUCGGCCAAGUGCGAGUCGGAUUGCCUUUAAUAUUUAGUUUAUUUUGUAUUUUUUGUUAUAGCGGCAACAGAAAAUAUUAUCUGUGAAAAUUUCUACUGUCUCACGAUCACGAUUCAUGAGUGUUACAGCGUUGUGACAGACGGUCUUAGACUUUAAAUAACCGUCCAGUGUGUAUUACAACUUCUAUGUCAUAGCAAAUUAGGGUCAUGAAAAAUAGGCGCGUAUACAUGUUUUUUGAACGCGUGGUUAACGUGAAUUUAGUACUCGGACUAAACAAGGGAUAAAGCACUAAAAAUAUAGAACUGCUCAGUGAAAUGGACCUAGUUUAAGCGUAUGUCGAAUUUAGCGAACAGGAAUAAAGAUGGGUUGUUUAGCCAUGGUAAAAAAAAGGUUGACGUAACCUUAAGUGAUAAGAAUUUCUGUCCAUUUAAGAAUUCCGCGUUGUGUGCAACUCACCAAACAUGAACAUGUAAUUAAGACCGAGCUGAAGUCGACGGUCAACUACUUUGUAGCUAUCUAUAAUCUGUGCCAAAUGGAUUGCGUUGUCUUUACAGUCAAAACUCUAUGGGUACCACAGAUUGAUAAAUAAACAAAGUGCGUUAUGGUGUUACCCAUAGUUGUAAUUAACAACUAUUUCAGUCUUAUUUUUUACAUGAAUUUAUAAUUUUUUAAGUUUAGUGUCUGCUUUUUUCUAGUGUUUAAUGUACCUUUGUCUCAAUCCAUUUUACACGGACUAUAGCUUCUACUAGUGCAAAAGCACACACCAUUUUAAUAUCAGUGAUAUUGCGUUUUGUUGAUCUGCUGUAUGGUAAAUAUGAUUUUUACACUAUAUAAUGUUUCGUACUUGAUGUGCGUUCAAAGAACCAGCGCACAGAAGAACCAGCAGCGAUUUUUGUGAUCGGCCAGAGACCACUAAUGAUGCCAGCGGCUUAUUAGAUACUGUGGCAUGCCGGCAGCUACCAAUAAGUCGAAUGUCAUGCCAAAAGCCGCAUGCCAGAGCUGGAAGGGCAAGAUUUAAGUGUGCACCCUAUUGGCACUGACUCAUUCCGCAAUCGGAGAUAAACGAACCUCAGUGCAUGACAGUAUGGACUGAUAUUAAUAACGGCAUGCCUUGGUGUCCCUCAGCAUGCUGUUACCUUCCGUUGCGUCUCUUCGGAUGGCAUCACACUUACCGAGCGUGCCGCGAGAAAAUUCUCCACUGAUGCCUUGAGCUCGAUCUCUAAACAUUGGAAUCUGUAUCUCGUUACCACUAGUUGGAAUUUACAUUGGGUAAUGAUAAAAUGCUUAGCCGUACCAAGUGUGAGCUGUUUUUGUGUAGUAGUUGUUUAACCAGAGUAUUUUCGCUGGUUAAGUAUCUUUAAAACUGCAUAAUUUAGCCUCCUUCGUGCCCUGAACGGCUAGCAUAGACAAGAAAUUUUAUUCCCCAAACUAUAGCCACUCACAAGGUAUAAGGUACCACCUGGUGAGAUUGCGGUCAAGGGCUAACUUGUAGUGGAAUUUUAAAAACAGAAAAAAAAGUUCUUUCCCCAUUGGGAAAGUGUGUCCUGCACACGCUUGCCGUGGUCUAGAACUUUAAGUCGUUCCGGUCACUAUCACAACACCGAUAAAAUUUGUUACGAGAUGUUACUUUACGUUUUUUAACUAGGCCUAGCGAACUUAUAUUUGACCCUCUGGCCUAUGCCCAACUCUGGGGCAUGAACAAGAUAAUUGUAAUCGACUAUUUUGAAUAUCACAUCUAAAACCUCUAUAUAUUAUAAGUAUUUAUGUAUAUUAUUCAUAAAAAUUAUUCAUCAGUUAUCUUAGUACCCAUAACACAAGCUACGCUUACUUUGGGACUAGAUGGCGAUGUGUGUAUUGUCGUAGUAUAUUUAUUUAUUUAUAAAACCUAAUAUAAAUGGUUGUUUGCAUUUUUUCGUUGGUUAGAGAAAACGUUGAAAAAAGGCUCAACUGAACAACUCAUUAAGUAAAAGAUCAAAAAUAUUAAUUUAAAUCUUUUUAUAUCGUUGACCGAAUCCGACCGAAUAAUCUUUAAUAUACCCCAUACAGAGGCGAAAGCGGUAGCGGACACUGGCUGGUGCCAGUCACGUUGGUUCAAACUAGCGCUGUGGCGGUUUCUUUUUGCGAGGUGGCCAGUGGCUGAUGUAGUUUUUACUCUAACCAUUAUCACCAUUUUAUAUUAUAUUCGCGGGCAUUACCUAAUGCCCGCGUGAGUGUUUUCAAUCCUUUGUUUGAGGUUUCCAUGCAUGUUGAUAUUCUCCGUACGUAGACUGCCACAUAUCACUUGUUUGCGACAAUAAUUACACAUCCCAAAAUUUUAAAUUUUAGAGGCGUUAAAUUUUCUCCAUUUUCCUCAUUAUGAUAUGAUUUUUUCUGUUUAGGGUUAAAAAAUAAAAAAAAACGCUUUUUUAAAUUAUGUCAUCCUUAUCGCAAAUGAGCGAUUUGUUACCGAUCGCCACCGCUGCCGCCUCAGAUUGGGCUACUCUUAAAUGUUUGUAAUUAAUCGCCUAAUUAUAUUAACUACUAAAUGUGUAAAUCGCCUUGAGAAAUACUAUAAAAUAUACAAACAAAAUAUUAUUACAAUAUUAUAACAAUUUGUUUUUAUUACUAUUGUAUUGUAUUAUAUUUUGCUCAUUUUAAAAGACGUUAAGUUAUAAGCUAAUGUGUCUUAAUUUACAUUUUAUACAAUUUAGUGCGUGUUUACUAAUCGACCAGACUUUCAAAUAAAUAACGGGGUGACAAAACGCGUACUUUGGUUAUUUUGUUCACCCCAACUACAUAACAUUGUGUAACGUUAAUUUGGAUCACCAACCCGCAUUGGAGCGGUAUGGUGGAUCUAAACUCGUAAUCCCUCUCCUAUAAACUAUAUGAAUAAUCUCAUAGCAGAUAUUCUCCUAUGAAAUAAUUCGGCGUAGUACUCGUAGAAAGUAUCAACUCUGAUGUCACAUUUUAUUUAUAUAUUUUGGUGCAUUUUUAUUAUAUUAUGUUAUAAAUAUCGAGUCUUUACCGUCCACUUACGUAAUCUACAAAUCACAAUUUUACAAAAUAUGGUUUAUAUGUAUAGGUAUUUGUUAAAAAAUAACGAGUCAGUUACGCUAAGUCGGCGGUAAUGGCUCGAUGUUAUUUGUAAGUUUAAACGCUUUGAAAGUGAAAUAAAGUAUAAAUAAGGUUGAACACACUUCAACCUUAAUGUUCGAAGUUAUAUUAUAGCAAUAAUGUAGAGUAUAGAUAUAAUACUGACCCAUUACCAAACAUUAAUGAACAAAAUGGUAAUUAUAAAAAAAAAGUACUCCAU
Pararge aegeria (speckled wood butterfly) is the source of this 5940-nucleotide messenger RNA. RefSeq names its product protein hook (gene hook). Lineage: Eukaryota; Metazoa; Arthropoda; Insecta; Lepidoptera; Nymphalidae. The coding region runs from base 159 to 2249 and encodes 696 amino acids. Gene Ontology annotation, molecular function: dynein light intermediate chain binding; microtubule binding. Gene Ontology annotation, cellular component: cytoplasm; centrosome. The transcript has 15 exons. Gene Ontology annotation, biological process: cytoplasmic microtubule organization; cytoskeleton-dependent intracellular transport. The record is from RefSeq and is a predicted model, not a curated record.